UGGCUUAAGAAAGUUGGCAUGUAUAUUUACGCAAAGUCAUGAUGCCAUGUUGACUAAACAUACCUUUGCUUGUAACCUACAGUACAUCAGGUUUACUCCGAUGCAUAUUAUGAAUUUACACCAUAAACAUAUAUUAUAUAGAGGUAUGUGGCCCUCUCCUGUUUCAACAUGACAAUACUCCUGUGCACAAAGCCAGCUCUAUAAUCUAUAAAUGGUGUUCCCAGUUUGGUGUGGAAGACUGGCCUGCACAGAGUCCUGACCUCAACCCCAUCCAAUAUCUUUAGGAUGAACUGGAAGAUCUCUGAACUUGUAUUUGUAUGUGUAUCAUGAGUGUGUUCUCCUGCGCCCGCUAUCAGCUCAGCUCACUCUCCAAUCACAUCUCCAAUGAUACUGAACAGACAGUUUGCAUGUCUCUCAGCCGUCAGAGGCCUGAUUGGGCGACAUGAAAACAUAUUCAUGUGUGCAGGCCACACCCAAACAGUAAAGUGCCAAAGUUUACAUCACUGUACUUUACCCCUUCUUUAAGUGGUUAAAGUGAAACUAUAAACUGGAUCAGUUACUACAGGCUGACACUGAAGAAGUUUUUGUUUGUCAGUGUACAACGAGCUGCUUUCUGCAGCGGCUUCAAAGAACAUCACGUUCAGGCUGUUGUUGGUAUGAUUGCUGAUAUGUCACUGAUAAUGAUGGUGUAUGGUUGAGUAUCUCAUGGUGUCACUGUCAGUCAGUGCUUCAGUGUAGAAAGAGGCGUUGAAGAGAUAAAAGCAGAAAGUAUGUGUAGAGGGGAUGAGCAGAGACUGCAGUGGAGCUCAAGUGUUUUCAGAGUUCAACAGAAGAAGAAGAGCAAGAGGAGGCCUAACCUGGGCCUGCUGGACAGACAAAGUCACUGGACCCAGGACCGUGGCGCCCUUCGUUAUUGGACAUGACUGUUUGUGAGACACCAUCGCAUAGUCCGCUGGCAGGUGUUUGAUGGGUUUCACUAUGAAUGUUUCCUUGCUGCUGCUGCUGCUGCCUGGCUUCCAGCUGCUCCUGAUGUUCAGCGUGGGAGCAAAGAGACAAGAACCGGUGGUUCCCCCCGAGGACCAGGGCACUCGCCUCCUAGACCUCUGGAAGCUGCAUGUGAGGGACACCCUGCUGAAAGGAAAAGGUUCGAGUCCUCAUCCAAUCAGAGAAGGGGUCAAACAGCUGCUGCUCUACUGCCGUGUUGGGAUUGGCUACCAUCUCCAGAUUCUGCCCAGUGGCUCUAUAGGAGGCGUCCACAAACCCACUGAGCAUUGUUGGCUGAAGGUGUUUGCUAUGAAACAUGGAGUGGUGGGAAUCAGAGGAGUCAAGAGUGGCUUGUACGUCUGUAUGAGUGGAGAAGGACUGGCAUAUGGAGCGGAGCAUUUUUCUGACGAUUGCCUGUUAAAGGAGAACCUGGAGGAGAAUCACUACACCACCUACUCCUCUCUGUCUCACCCAGGCAUCUAUCUGGCUCUUUCCCAGAAGGGAGAGCUCAGAAAGGGCAGCAGUGUGGGCCGCCACCAGUCCUGCACCCACUUUCUACCUCGGAGGACACCAUGAUCGGGGGCCACUAUCAACCAGCUACUCCAGAAUUGGGGCCAAAUUAGGAAUAUGUGAUUGCUUGCAUUGCAUCUCCAGCUUAUGAGAAAAGCAACAGACUAGACUGCAACAUGAAAAAAAACUACAACUGGAACCACAUCCAAGAGACACAAUUGGUGGGAUUCUUUGGAGCGUUACUUACUGUAAGUAAGGACAGUGAACUAUACGCUCAAAUGCUUUGUCACGCUCAGCCACUCAACCUGCAACUACUUAACUGGCUCAAAACCUGACACAGUCUGAGGACCAAUCAACAAACAAUGGCUGCUUGGAAAAGAUACAAUAAUAAAUAAUUACAUAUGCAUUAGCAUAUGUAAUUAUUAAUUACCAGUGAACGGGAGUUGGCUGAUGGGACAAAAUGUUGUUGAAACAUACAGGCUUGUUCUUCUGAUAUUUUCAAAAUUGCACAUGCAUGGUUAAUAACUAAAGGCAUUCAAACUAGCAUUAUUGUGUCAGUCCUUUAAGCUGCACUGCUCAAUAUUUUUAACCGCAAUGCAUAAAAUGACUACAGUUGUAGUGACGAACCCACAGAUAAUGACCACCAACCCUGUAGUUCCCCUCCUCUAUACAGAGCUUUUUAGCCUUUUUAAAGCAAUUUUUUGGGGUUUCCAAUCAGAAAACUCUGCUCUCAUAAGCGGUGUUUCCUCUGUACUCUACCUUCUCAGCAGCAAACUGCAGACAGACACAGUUUAGUCUGGAUCAACAGAAGCAUGACUACCUGGUGAGUAUAGCGAAGCAUGUAGCAGCUAAUAAGACAGAUGUUUCCCUUAGGAGUUGGUGGAGACCAAAACAGCAACAGAGCCAAAAGAGAGUGAAUGUUGGACUUAAGGCCGUUUUAUGCUUCUGCGUCGAAUCGAUGGCGUACCCCCGC
Perca fluviatilis (European perch) is the source of this 2467-nucleotide messenger RNA. It is a transcript of the gene fgf9, whose product is annotated as fibroblast growth factor 9. Gene Ontology annotation, cellular component: cytoplasm. The record is from RefSeq and is a predicted model, not a curated record. Lineage: Eukaryota; Metazoa; Chordata; Actinopteri; Perciformes; Percidae. The transcript has 4 exons. Gene Ontology annotation, biological process: positive regulation of cell population proliferation; fibroblast growth factor receptor signaling pathway; regulation of cell migration. Bases 967 to 1560 code for a protein of 197 amino acids. Gene Ontology annotation, molecular function: fibroblast growth factor receptor binding; growth factor activity.